Psilocybe cubensis is the source of this 981-nucleotide messenger RNA. RefSeq names its product Short-chain dehydrogenase. The coding region runs from base 1 to 981 and encodes 326 amino acids. Lineage: Eukaryota; Fungi; Basidiomycota; Agaricomycetes; Agaricales; Agrocybaceae. The transcript has 9 exons. The record is from RefSeq and is a predicted model, not a curated record.
AUGGUGUUUGGCGGCGCUGCUCCGUCAAAGGAUUUCAAUCCAGCUCGAGACCUGCCGUCAAUGAAAGGCAAAGUUGUGAUCGUGACAGGGUCAAGUAGCGGUAUAGGUUUAGCAAUUCUUCAGCAUUUACUCAGACUUGGAGCUAAAGUAUACAUGGCUGCUCCAAACGAUGAGAAGGUCAAGGAAGCGCUUGUGCGCGUCGAUAAAGAAGGACGUGAACCUGGUCUUGGAGAGGUCAUCUGGCAUGAACUCGACCUCUCAGAUCCACGAGGAGCGAAAUCAGCGGCAGAGCAAUUCAUGGAGAAAGAAACUCGAUUAGAUAUUCUCAUCAAUAAUGCAGCACAGAUAACUGACCUCGGUAACCCCAAACUCAAUGCGGAUGGUGUUCAGUUUAACAUGGCAAUAAACUACCUAGGACCAUUUGUUUUCACCCAAACUCUUCUCCCGCUCCUGGAGUCGACAGCGGCGAAUGGGGACGAUGUCCGGAUCGUAAAUGUUGGCUCAGAUGGACACAAAGAUGUCAAAUUUCUCGACUACGGCUCCAUUGAGGCCUGGAACCACAAAUUCCGGUGGACUCUGCUCCCGACGCUCGAGCGGUACAAAUACUCCAAGCUUGCUGUGCAUUUAUGGACCAACAAUCUCACAAAACGUCUCACUGCGUCCAAUUCCAAAGUGAUGGUUCUUCUGGCGCAUCCUGGCGCCAUUCUAAGUGAUGGCGCAAUACGGUCUCUGAAAACUUUACCUCUUCCCCGCUUUUGGAUAUGGCUCAUGGGUACAAUGAUGUACUCUCAAGAACUGGGUGCCCAUACAUCCGUGUUUGCCGCAUGUGCUCCUCGAGAUAAUGCUGAAAUAUCCCAUGGAGCGUAUAUUUUUCCACCCAAUAUUGCGCGGACCCAAGCUCCAGCGGCUCUCGAUGAACAAAAGCAGCAACAGCUAUUUCUCUUCACAGAGGAGUUGUUGAAAAGCAUAGGUCUUUCAUAA